GUUCGACUCUAGAAACUGUUUCCUUCUGUUUUAAGUUUUACUAAAAUGGAGCACUUUAAACAGACACAGAUUUACUUCCACAUAUUCCCUGACAUGCUAUCUCUUUAUGGUCAUUCCUUCUCAGUUGGCUGCCCUAGGUAAAGAAACUGGAAAGGCGUAAGAAGUAAGUGAUGGAUAUUUGAUUCUUUCCUCGAGUGAAAUAUCGCAGAGCAAAUAGACAUGACAUCCCUCAAAGUGCACGAAAACCCAAAACAAUCAGGCUUACCAGGUGCUAAAGAUGUUCGUAAGCGUUUUCGCGUACCUGGAGAAAAGGUGUGCAAGAUAUGUGAAGACAAAGCACUUGCUCAUCACUUUAAUGUAUUGUCCUGUGAGUCUUGCAAGGCUUUCUUUCGACGCAAUGCUUUAAAGAAGUCAGAAUUGACAAGGUGUCUUUUUGAAGGAAAGUGCAUCAUCUCUAAAACUACACGCAAAAACUGUGCCGCAUGCCGAUUAAAAAAGUGUUUUGAUAUGGGCAUGAAGGCUGAGCUUAUCUUUGAUGAGUGUCAGAAAAAGGAACUGAUGAAGAAAAUCAAAGAAAACAAAGCCAAGCAGGCAAGGUACCAGGAUGAUAAGACAGAGAAUGUGGUGCUAAGCAAUAGUCCUUGUAAAGCCCAUUCUUCUAGUAUUCAAUACAGUGCAUGUCUCAGCCCCAAUAAUAGUGACUUGCAGUCAUUUUCAUCUUCUUCUAGUCCUUAUAAUACAAGUUCUUCUGGAGGAACUCCAGCUGGGGAUACGUGUGAGACACUUUAACUCCAAAGCAGCCUGUGGCAGCCAGCAGUCCUUAGUGAUGCCACAGCUUGAAAAGAUGGCUAUUCAUGAACUUGACAAGGAGAUGACUAGAACUUUCAGUGCUCAUGAUAACCUCAGUGGUAUGACAGUGAUGGUGGAGGUAGUCCCUAGCUCCAAUCAAAGCACAUUUCAUUCAAGUCCAGCUGAAGCCACUAGUCAUGCUGCUUUUCCUGAUAAGCCAGGACUUUCAGUUACAUCCGUGCAGUGUCAGACUCAGCCAGUACCUCACAAACGAACCCUUACACCUGUCUCGCAAAGAAAGCCAGAGGGAUAUCAGCUGAUUUCUCACAACCAACUGCCAUCAGACCCACAAAUGUAUUGGCGUCUGUCUGAAGAGGAACGUAUGCUUCUGACCUUGCUUUCUAGUGUGUAUGAAGAAACAGUGCUGUCAAGCUUGAAGUGUGAUAAAAACAAGAAAAACAUAAGCGUCUUAACUAUCAAUGACUAUCUUGAUGAGUACGAGGUGCAGGUACGACAAACAAUAAAUUUUGUUCGUCGAUUGGAGGAUUUCAGAAGACUUGCCUCUGAUGAACAAGUAACUAUUUUCAAGGCUACCUGUCAAGCAGUGACUACUGUGCGUAAUGCAUACAUAUAUGUUGAAGAGCGACAGACAUGGCUUUCAAAUAUUGGAGAAAUUACGGUAGAGAUGAUGAGGAAUGUAUUUUCAUUUCAUGCAUACCUUGAUAGUAUGAUAGAACUGAAUCAAUCAUUAAAAUCCAUUAUCAAGAAUGAUACCAUUCUAUAUGCAGUAAUGAGUUGCAUUAUCCUCUUUGAUCCUAGCUGUGGCAAGAUUAAGGAUAGACAGCUGGUGAGUUCAAUCCAAGAUAAGUAUGUAAUCCUACUGCGUCACUAUCUUGAAUCAGAAUUCUCAUACAAGUAUAGUGACUUCUAUAUGCAGCUGCUGAUGAAAAAAUUGGUUGAAAUUCGAGAACUAAUAAUGGCUCAAAAUGAGUAUCGAAAUAUCGUGGUUGAUUCUCCUCGUCUCCGUUUUACUCAGGAGCUGUUGGCUGAGCUUUAUUCAGAAUAGUAAACAGUUGUGUGAACUUCACAGUAGCUGACAAAAUGGGCAGUUUCUACAUGUUUUGUAUACAUUGCAUAGUGUGAGCACCACGAAAAUAAUAAAGAGAGAACAGGCUUAAUAAAGUCUUUUUUUUGCAAAUGUACGAAUACAUGUCUAAUAUUUAUGGACAAGACUAAAUCAGACUUAGGAUUAAAAGGAGUUGUGUUUUAAUCUCAACCUGUAAUUUAUGCAUUGUCAAGUAUUGUUUCAUUUAAGGUCAACAUCUAAGUCAAGGAUCAACACUCAGGUGUGUUCAUUUCAUUGUGCCUGGAGAUGCUGAGGCUAUAAAAGAAAAAAAUAUUGUGAUGAAAUGGAUACAUCGGUCACAAAGUGCAGGAAGAAAAGCUUCCAAAACCACAGGACUGUAACAAACGAUGUAGCAGAAGAUGAAGGAAGAAGCACGUUUAAAGUACUUCAAAGGGAUUGUAUGUGUUGUAGACUGCUGUCAAUUCUUUGCUUUAUGGGAAUGCUUCUCGUAAAAUUCUGUCAUCAGUUGCAUCAGUACACCUCCUAAGGUCCUUUGAUGCUCUUCAUUUUUUUUCCCAAAUGUUUGUAACUGUGAUAUUUUCUUUUUGUUUAGCUUAUAUUACAUUUUCUCUUUUACUUUGGGGCUAUAAUGUACUGUUCCUUUCCUGCAUCAUAGAAUGAAGAGACUGGUGACUGGUUCCAGGAAUGUUGUUAGGAAAAUUUAUAAGGAAAAGUUACAGAAAUAUGUGGUAUUUAUGAGCUUAGUAAAAAAUAUUAUCAGGCUGUUUAAUAGUGUAAACAAUCUGUAAAUAUAUACUUUACAUAUGCAAAACUUUGAAAUAAGGUUCUUUUGCAACUCUGUUACAUUCAGUGUAUAUCUUUGUCCAACAAACCAGCUAGAGGAAUUUACAAUCAGUCAUGUCUUCCAUCUUCUAAAGCAUAAAUCAAUAUAAAAACCAUACCAAUCCAUGCUAUUUUCAACAGGCAGCAUAGCUGAAACGGGUGUUAAGGAGCAUCCUCAUUGUUUUAAUUUUCACUGUCUAGACUCGGAGAAGAGAUCUGCCCUUCCUAGUUUUCAGAUUCUCGGACGAAGGUACUAGACAAAGGGAACACUUUGAACACUGAUUGUUUCAGAAUUUACAAUUUACUGAACCUACACUGCGAGGAUGUUGACUUUAAAUUCUCAGGGACUAGGUCAGUGAUAACAUUCCAUGUAUAAUUAUAUAUAAAAAUGUUUUUCUUUAUAUACCAGAAAAGAAAAGAAUGUGACAUUUUUUAUAUAAAUUUGGUUUUUAGAUAACAUUCACCAUUUCUACAAGAUACAUAUUGUUACCUAUAGCAUAUAGUGUAGUAGUUGUCUUAUAACUAAUGUUGCUUAUUUUUUAUUUUAUGGCAAAUUAUAAUUCUUGAUUGUUAUGCUGUAGGAGUUACUUAGAUGAACUUAAAGACUAUUUUUCAUUUCCAAUUCCAAUAACCAGAUUGUUUACCAAUGUUGCAUUUUGUACCUUAAGUCUAUUGGUUUGGUAAAACAAAGUUUGUUUUAAUAAGGAGUGAUGAUUGUUGACUGGUUCUAAGUAGUAUUGGUCUAUAAAUAAAUAAACUUGCUGUUCUAAACUC
This is a messenger RNA of Pomacea canaliculata, 3472 nucleotides long. RefSeq names its product vitamin D3 receptor A-like. The record is from RefSeq and is a predicted model, not a curated record. Gene Ontology annotation, biological process: positive regulation of transcription by RNA polymerase II; negative regulation of transcription by RNA polymerase II; cell differentiation. Gene Ontology annotation, molecular function: zinc ion binding; RNA polymerase II cis-regulatory region sequence-specific DNA binding; nuclear receptor activity. The coding region runs from base 827 to 1855 and encodes 342 amino acids. Lineage: Eukaryota; Metazoa; Mollusca; Gastropoda; Architaenioglossa; Ampullariidae. The transcript is spliced from 6 exons.